UCCUGCUAACGUUUAAGUUGCAUUUACAUAUAUCGAAUGUCGUCAGCUGUUGGCCUUUGGCUAGUUUCAGUACAAUUCGAAUUUUUGCAUGUAAUACGGUGGGGUUUAUUUUUUUCUUUGAACACAAAUGCAGAAUCCGCCGUUUGUGUUCUUCCGUGAUAAAUUUUGUUGUAAAUGAAGCGAUUUUUAGUGGAAUGUAUGUAUACAUGGUGGUCAUCACGAAGAUUUGUAUCAAGUAGUUGGCCUAUAAAACCUUUCUGAUAAUCAUGAAUCUGCAAACAUUGUUUCAAGAUUUCAAUCCAAGCAAAUUUUUGGUACACUCAUGUUUAAUGAUAUUUACAAUCUUGUUUGCCCUUCGCUUGGAUGGUUUCAUUGAAUGGAGUUAUUGGACUGUCUUUAUUCCAAUAUGGUUUUGGAAGAGUAUGGUAAUUCUGGGUGCUACUGUUGGAAGUUAUGUUUGGUGGAGACAUCCUCAUGCAAGAUUAGAAGGAGAUGCUUAUGUACAUUACAAAGCAAUGUUAAUUACUUUGGCAUUACAUUUGAUCUUGUUAAUGUUUGAAUUAUUAGUAUGUGAUAAAUUAGAAUCUGAAAGGCAUCUUUGGAUACUUGUAUUUAUACCACUUAUCUUCAUUUCUAUAGUAUCAAUAGCUGUCUGUAUCUGGGCUGCAAAACAUGAUAGAUCAUUUGAACUUGAAUUAUUUUGUGCAGUCAAUGUAUUACAGUUUAUUUUUUUGGCAUUAAGAUUAGAUGGCUUUGUAACAUGGAGUUGGGAAGUAGUAUUUGUGCCUCUUUGGGCACUAUUAUGCUUAUCCUUAGUAGCAGUUCUAUAUGCAAUAGUAUUUGCUGCUGUUUUAUUAAGAACACCACAGAUUAAUGCCAGACAAAGGCGGACAUCUUUAAAUUCUGCAUUGGCAUAUACAUUUCUUGUGGUUCCAACUUUAGUGUUCCAAGUAUUAAUAGCAAACAAAUUGGAUGGGGAUACUUCAUUAAAUUAUACUACAGUAGCAAUGCCACUUUUAAUAUCUCACAUAACUCUCAUUUUCAUGUCUUUCGAUGCAAAAGGAGGAAAUAGAUGGUGGUUUGGUAUCAGGAAAGACUUUUGUCACUUUUUAUUAGGAUUAUGCCCAUUGCUUCAAGAAUAUGGUAAUAUUUCUUAUCAACCAAGAAGCGAACAAGAUCAACCACCAUCAGAACCAAUGGUCUCAGAAAAGAAUGAAAAACAUUUCAAGAAGAUCGACCUAACAAAACCUGUGGUACCCAUAGUAUCCAUUGAUAUGCCCGAUUGAUUGUUUUUUUUUAGGAUCGACUCAGGUACUUGAAAUGUUUUUAUUGAUAUGACUGGUCCACACCAGAAGCCAUAUCUUAACAAGUAACAGAUACAGGUGCGUAAAUAAUAGAGAAAUCUAUUAUGGAAAGAAAACUAUUAUUUUGAGUAAAGUGUAUCAGAACGAACACAAUAAGUGUGUUAUUGUUAAAUAUAUUGUGCGCCGAGGCAAUCAUAAUAAUUAUAUUAUCUAUUUUGUUCUUGGGGCUUAAGCUUUUUAUAAUUAUCGUAGAUUUUCGUAAGAAGUAAAAGAUGUAAAAAGAAAGACUAUGACGUGAAAAGUCUCAAAGUUUUUUAAAAUUAAUUAAUCAAUAACGAAAUAGUUACGAGAAAAUUGUACGUUAAAUACAUUUAGAGAAAAGGCCCCACGAGCAAAUUUAGCAGCCGCGAUGCUCAAAAAUAUCAUGUCUUUUAAAGCUGCGUUAGUUUUACGUGUACCCAAACUUAAAUUACGCGUAGAGUAAGUAACCAACCCGUCCAUUUGUUUGAUUGCUCCUUUUUAAUAAUAUAGGAUAAUAGCUGACCUAUUUUGUUAUGCCUGUUAAUAGUGAACUUGCGUAACAAUAGCGUUACUAUUAUUUUGCCAAAAGUAGCAGAUACAAAAGAUAGCAAAUAUGCCUAAGGUGGUGCUAAAAGUUAAUGAUAUUUUAAAUAGUUUGUAUGCAGCUGUGAAUCGCGUUUAAAAUCCGUUCUAAACCUCGAUAUAUACUGUGAUCUGUGUAGAGCAAAGUUUGAUUUAUAAUUACUUUAUAUUUUAAAUUGAUUUUCCUGCAAAGCGUUAGAAAUAUUAAUGAAUUUUAUUAUUAAGGAAAAUAUUCAAUGUAAAUAGUUCUACUAUGUUAUAGAAUCUACUAGCACUAUACAGAUCAUGUCUGAAAAUUUAUUAUGUAUGUAAUUAAGUUUCAGUUAAUGCGCAAGUGUUUGAUUCUUUGGUGAUACAAAAUUUUAGUAGAUCACACGCGUAUUAUUGUAAACGUUGCGAAUAAUUCGUUGUGUUUACAUUUUAUUUUAAAAAACGAAAAGAAAACUCCGUUCGUCUUCUACAUUAUUUAAUAAUGUGAAUGCUCAUAUUGAAUGAGACUUAACAAUAGUAUUUACAUAGUAAAUUUAUAAAAAUCAGUGCAAUUCAGGAACAGAGUGAUUGUUAAUAGGGCAAUGAUAAUAAAAUUGAAAAUUACAUUUUUUCUUGUUCAUAGAAAUAUUUUACGUGUAUUUGAGCCCUUUUUAAAAAUAAUUUUUAGUUUAAGAAACCUAGAUCCAUGUUCGCAACAAGAAUGUUAAGAACAUAGAAGAUUAAGAACAAAAGCCAUACAUUUACAUUAGAAUAAUUUUUCUACGUGUUCCUAAGAAUUUUUCAAUAUUUCUCGUUAAAAUAUUCGUAUUGAUAUUAAUGAAGAGAUAGUAUAAUUUUAACAUGUACGGCAAACGUGUUCAAAGGGCUCUGUUACUUUAAGCCUUAAAUUAGAUCUUUGCGUACGCUUAUCAUUUAUUAAUUGCUUAAAAAAUUCUACGAGUAACGAAUACUGCAUUUUCUAAUCGAUAACGUAACAAGUGUAUGCCAUUGUUGUGUUAUGUCAAAUAAGUUAACUUUUAUUAUUAUUAUCAUGUUUUUUAAAACUGCUGUUUCUUACAAACAGUCAAAAAGGAAGAUGUUAUGAUGCUCCUAAAGAGUGUAACAAUAUUUGUUCGAUACGCUAACAUGUUAUAUCUUAUAUAACAUUAAAAUUUUUACAAAAAAUGAUGCAGAUUCUUAUACGUAUUAACAUACAUUGUCGUAAAUUAGAGGUGUACGGAUUUUUCUGCGCUUCGAGAACUGGAACUUUAGACAGAAUCGAGUUAGAUGAUUAGAUAGAAAAUUUGGAAACUUCUAAAUUUCUAAAUUGGGAAGUUUGUUUGAAAAUCAGAGUGUAGAUUUUUGUCGAACUAACCCGAAAUUAGACUGCGCGCGUAUGUCGAAGCUUUUGAAUUCCGUACAUCCCUAUAAUAAAAGCAACCGAAAUACGUAAGUUGUUCGAACAUGAAAAUUUUGAAUCGGCCUUAUAAAACAAAAGAUUGGAUAUAUCGGCUGGGAUACAAGACUGAGCACCUCGCAUCUUUAGAAUAGCAUCAGCAAAAUGCUAAUAAAAAGAAAUAAAAAUAAUCACGUGUAUUAAACAAACAAA
This is a messenger RNA of Megachile rotundata (alfalfa leafcutting bee), 3486 nucleotides long. RefSeq names its product transmembrane protein 185B. Lineage: Eukaryota; Metazoa; Arthropoda; Insecta; Hymenoptera; Megachilidae. The record is from RefSeq and is a predicted model, not a curated record.